AUGAAGCUGGUAGUGGUCUUCAUGCUGGCCGCCAUCCCCAUUUGCUGCUAUGCCGAUGGUUCUUCUGGCUGCAGCAUGAUGGAUACUAUUAUUGACAGUACACUUGACCCAUCUGUUUCUGUGGAUGAUUAUCAUGCCACCAUAAAAGAAGCCAUAAGUCUUCCUUACAAUAAAGAGGCUGUGACCAAGUUCAAAGAAUGUUUCCUGGCCCAGAAUGAAGAGACUGUGAAAAAUAUGCACGUGAUGAUGGAAGCAAUAUAUGCGAGUAAAGACUGCCAAGAGGAGGCCUGA
This is a messenger RNA of Peromyscus eremicus (cactus mouse), 291 nucleotides long. Its product is annotated as secretoglobin family 2A member 2-like. Bases 1 to 291 code for a protein of 96 amino acids. Gene Ontology annotation, biological process: androgen receptor signaling pathway. The record is from RefSeq and is a predicted model, not a curated record. The transcript has 3 exons. NCBI's taxonomy places the organism in Eukaryota, Metazoa, Chordata, Mammalia, Rodentia, Cricetidae.